GAUAACGAAUUAACGAGUGUGCGGUGCACGUGGUAAUUUAUGAUUUACGGAUUUUGGAUUUUGUAAAUAGUUUUUCCUCUCGUGCGCUCCUCUGAUUUUGCACAAAAGUUCUUUUCCACCGUAGAAAAUUCAUGAUUCAACCUAUAAAGAUUAUAAUAUCUUAAGGAAAAUCACUUUUCAAUUUUUCUCCGGAGUUUCUCUAAAUUUUUUGAGAGAAAAAAAUUGGUAACAAUGGAACAGGUGAUAGAUUUACUACAAACCAGUUUGGAGUCAUCUCAAGAAGAUUUCCAGCAGAUUCUGUCCUCUUUUACGGAGCACAAAGUUUUUUUACGCAAGGGUUUCAAAGUGGAUUCUGUUGUGAGUCAAAUAAAUGCUUUAUUGAACUCUGAUGAUAACCGUGCCAAGGGUGUUUUACUUCUCCAUGCCUUUUUGCCACAGUGCAGUUCUUCAGUUGUAGCAACUCAUGGAUUUUUCUGGAUGCAGCAAUGUCUUAAAUCAGCUGAACAAGAUGCUGCAAUACUCAUUCUUGAACUUCAAACCCUAGGUCAUCUUUUUACAUUGUCAGCUGAAUCUAUUGACCUGAGAAAAAAUGUUGUCAACACUCUGUUACCGAAGUUCUUUGAUAAAUUAGACGGAAAAGGUUCAAAAGAGAUUCGAGCUGCAAAAAUGAAGUGCCUAAUCAAUGUGAUGAGUCAUUAUGCAGGAGCCUGUGGUUUACGUAGAGGGAUCAUCGAUAAGUUUAUUCAAAAAUCAUUGAAAGUGAUGAGUGAAGAUGACAAGGAAUGGCUAGCAGAUGCAUGCAAAUGCUAUUUACUAUUGGCUCAAUGUGGUGGCAGUGGGAAUCAAGGAUCCAUUCACAAAGGGAACUGGAGUCAACAGGUCCAAGUGCUGCUGAACACCGCUCACAGCCUCCUGGACUCCCUGUUCGAUUCAGUCACUGAAAUACAGGUGUCCAAAACUUUAUCAGCUGAUGUAACAGAGAAAAAACUAGGCGCAAUGGAAUCAGUACCCACCUUUGAAAAUUCCCUCGCACGAUACAAUUUUUAUUCCUCCAUGUUCUACAAAACAAUGAAAGCUCUGCAGAUCAUGCUGCUAGGCGCUUUCCCGGCUCCUAAAAGCAUCAUGCCUAUUGCUGUUUUCAAUUUGAUAUGCCGAGGACUAGCUGUAAACUGCAAAACCGUCUCAAAAAGUUCGCUAACUCUCGACCGAAUAGCUCUUGUUUCGGUCAUUCCUUUCAUCCAUGUGGGACUUUUGGAUACUUUAGAUGCUUUGAUUAAAUGCUGUGGUAGAAAUUUGAUCCCUUACGGCUCUCUAAUAUGCAAGUUAACAUGCCAGUCCUUGAAAUGGACCAAUGAAGAGUGGGAAUAUGCCCUCGAAAAACCGUACAAAUCAGUCAGAAUCUCAACGUACAAAGCCCUCCAGUCAUGGCUCAACUGCUCCAGAUUAGCCAGUUGUAUUGAGCCAUUCCUUGAUGAAAUCAUUGAGCUGUUGGAAAAAGACUUCAAGUACCAAGAGCCCACUAUCAAACUUCAGGAUAAAAAUCAAAGCGGUGAUGCAAAAGGAAAACGCAAGAAGAUAACUUAUGCACAAGAUGAAGAAGUUGGGAGGAAGGACCUCUCAAAAACUAUCAAUGUCACGUGUAACAAAGAUGUUUGCCGUGAAUCAUUGGUUACUUUGCAACUAAUUCUUCAGGCAGCCCCUCAAAACUUAACAGCCUCCCAGCACAAAGAUUUACAGGUCACAAUCGUUAAGCUUUUAUUGGAUAUCCAUCAAUCUUCCAGUAGAACAAUUCCUCUCCCCUACUUGGAUGUCUCGUGUCGUUUACAGCUGUAUCGCACUCUGCAUUUUCUUGUCAUGGAAUCUCAUUCUGAUAGUUGUCCACCUACGACUUAUUCAGCUUUCAUUUUUAUGCAUGGCCUCCGAGACUCUUCCCACCAGGUCUCGUCGUUUUGUGCUGAAGCCUUGAGCAGCAUCGAAAAAAUAAUUCAUCCCAUAUGCAACAGUCUUUACUUCCCAAAUGAAGUGUCAGACCGUGAUGAUCAACACCGCAGCAGGAUCAUCCAAGCGCCAAGCUCUGAAACUCCCCAUGAAGAGGAGUCUCUCAACGAUGUAAGCCAUGUCUCAGAAAGUAUUCUUUCAGACACGAAUAAUUUAACACGAUCCUCAGAGGGUGACACAACAAAGUUUAGCAUCAACACUAGUCGUCUUGAAUUAGAUAGUGCGAAAACUCAUCCUAGUCCUUUGUUACAAAGAUUUAGAAAUUCAUUAGGAAGUGCAGGUGCAGAUUCUCCAAAAUCUAGUGAUGGUUCAUUCUCUUCUGGUUCUAUGGUCACAGUCGUAGAAAAUCCAGCUUUCAUAAACAAAGAUAAGUUGGCAACAAGUGAUGCAAUCAUUCAUAGAACUGAGGAAUCGAAAAGUAAGUCACCGCAAGGAGGAAAAAGCUCCAUAGAGCUAAACAAGAGAUCUGCAGAGGCGGAAGAAAUUUUAAUAGAUUCCGAAGAGAAUUCAAGAGAGGCGGAAGUGUCCUCCACAGAGCCACCGCAGAAGAAACCAAAAACCAAGGAAUCGGAUAGAACAGAGGCUAUAGAAGCUCCAGCAGUUAUCAGGCUUGAUCAAGCUGAAACUGGAGGUAGUGAUGAUGAAGUUCAAGAAAUGCUCGGUGAUUUUGUCGAUCUUGUCAAUGAAGAGUGAGUUCAUCUCACCGAUCCAUGUAAUUUUUUUUUCCCCAUAAAAUGUAAAAAAAUUGCAAUGAUGCAUGAAUUAGAAAUUGAAUCUAGGUACGAGAUCUGCUGAAAGUGAAUCAAUUUUACUUGCCUCAAGUGAAUUCAAGCACUGAUUCUAUGUAAUUUUAAUGUAAUUUCAAUUUAAGCCGGUUUUUGGGUGUCAGAUCUAAAUUUGAAAAAAUGGACAAGGUAGUGGAUGAAAUCUUUGCAUCCUUAACUUGAAGUGAAACUAGUUACUUUUACGUCUAGGUAUGUUUCUUAAAUUAGAGUCUCAGUCAAUGUUUGGUUUAAUAUUCCGUAAGAAAGAUUUUCUACCCAUCCUGCAAAUUUUGUAAGAUUUAAAAGAAGGAAUUCAUUCUGAAUGUCCGUUUAACAUGGGGUGCAAGACUACAAAUAAAAAUGAAAUAGGGAAGUGUUACAGUGUGCUCCUCUUUUUCCCCCUCUUCACGAUAUGGAAUAUCUGAAUAAUGUUAGCUGCUCAAAAAUCUGUACUAGUGAUUCUUACAAUAACUUUAUAAUUGUGAUAAUGACAUUGUGAUAAUGACAUUGUCAUUAUUUUGCCUUGAAUUCCCUGAUUUUUGUAAAAUAAUACUAAGAUCACAAGUAUUUUGGAAAAACUUAUGGAAUCUGUUUUUUGUAUUCUUUUCUCAGUUGUUUCAUAUAUAGAUUGGGCGCAUUGGAGUUAAAAGGAAAUAUCUUGAUUGCGUCAUGGGCCCUAUCGUGCAUGUAUUUUCAUGGGUCUCAAAGCCCAG
Messenger RNA from Bemisia tabaci, 3475 nucleotides. Its product is annotated as proline-, glutamic acid- and leucine-rich protein 1. The record is from RefSeq and is a predicted model, not a curated record. Gene Ontology annotation, cellular component: nucleus. NCBI's taxonomy places the organism in Eukaryota, Metazoa, Arthropoda, Insecta, Hemiptera, Aleyrodidae. Gene Ontology annotation, biological process: rRNA processing.